Molecule: messenger RNA, 1257 nt
Organism: Penicillium daleae
Lineage: Eukaryota; Fungi; Ascomycota; Eurotiomycetes; Eurotiales; Aspergillaceae
Gene: act1
Product: actin ACT1
Exons: 6
Coding region: 1-1257 (418 amino acids)
Source: RefSeq, a predicted model, not a curated record
AUGGAAGAGGAAGUCGCUGCUCUCGUCAUUGACAAUGGCUCGGGUAUGUGCAAGGCCGGUUUCGCCGGUGACGAUGCCCCUCGAGCUGUCUUCCCCUCCAUUGUCGGUCGUCCCCGUCACCAUGGUAUCAUGAUUGGUAUGGGUCAGAAGGACUCCUACGUCGGUGAUGAGGCACAGUCCAAGCGUGGUAUCCUUACCCUCCGCUACCCCAUUGAGCACGGUGUUGUCACCAACUGGGACGACAUGGAGAAGAUUUGGCACCACACUUUCUACAACGAGCUCCGUGUGGCCCCCGAGGAGCACCCCAUCCUCCUGACUGAGGCUCCCAUCAACCCCAAGUCCAACCGUGAGAAGAUGACCCAGAUUGUCUUCGAGACCUUCAACGCCCCCGCCUUCUACGUCUCCAUCCAGGCCGUCCUGUCCCUGUACGCCUCCGGUCGUACCACUGGUAUCGUCCUCGACUCCGGUGAUGGUGUUACCCACGUUGUCCCCAUCUACGAGGGUUUCUCCCUGCCCCACGCCAUCUCCCGUAUCGACAUGGCUGGUCGUGACUUGACCGACUACCUCAUGAAGAUCCUGGCUGAGCGCGGCUACACCUUCUCCACCACUGCCGAGCGUGAAAUCGUCCGUGACAUCAAGGAGAAGCUCUGCUACGUCGCUCUCGACUUUGAGCAGGAGAUCCAGACCGCUUCUCAGAGCUCCAGCCUCGAGAAGUCCUAUGAGCUGCCUGACGGUCAGGUCAUCACCAUUGGCAACGAGCGCUUCCGUGCUCCCGAGGCUCUGUUCCAGCCCAACGUUCUGGGUCUCGAGUCUGGCGGUAUCCACGUUACCACCUUCAACUCCAUCAUGAAGUGUGAUGUUGAUGUCCGUAAGGAUCUGUACGGCAACAUUGUCAUGUCUGGUGGUACCACCAUGUACCCCGGUAUCUCCGACCGUAUGCAGAAGGAGAUCACUGCUCUUGCUCCUUCUUCCAUGAAGGUCAAGAUCAUUGCUCCCCCGAGCGCAAGUACUCCGUCUGGAUCGGUGGUUCCAUUCUCGCCUCCCUGUCCACCUUCCAGCAGAUGUGGAUCUCCAAGCAGGAGUACGACGAGAGUGGUCCCUCCAUCGUUCACCGCAAGUGCUUCUAAGCUUCUACUUUUCUUUGUUCGAAGCUUUGAUCGUCGUCGCUCGUACUUUCCUGGUGUAUCAAAAGGCAGGAUGGAGGCACUGGUGGAUCGCAAGCGUUGUUGGACUCGCAUUAUCAAGCGGAUAGCCUGA